Molecule: messenger RNA, 2479 nt
Organism: Diachasma alloeum
Lineage: Eukaryota; Metazoa; Arthropoda; Insecta; Hymenoptera; Braconidae
Gene: Brf
Product: transcription factor IIIB 90 kDa subunit
Exons: 2
Coding region: 217-2160 (647 amino acids)
Biological process (GO): transcription by RNA polymerase III; transcription preinitiation complex assembly; DNA-templated transcription initiation
Cellular component (GO): transcription preinitiation complex; nucleus; transcription factor TFIIIB complex
Molecular function (GO): TBP-class protein binding; RNA polymerase III general transcription initiation factor activity; RNA polymerase III type 3 promoter sequence-specific DNA binding
Source: RefSeq, a predicted model, not a curated record
AUGAUUCUCAAUCCAAAUGUACACAUCAGUUUCGAAAAGCAUCACCCUACGAAUUGAUUCAAUUAUUUGUGUUCGAUUUUUGUAUCCUGAUAAUAAUGUUCUCUCCAUCGUUCCCGAAACCAAAUUCAUAAAUAAAUUGCAGUGAACACGGGAGAGUUAUCCAAGUAGUAAUUGCGCGGACAAUUGAGGAAAAAUCCUGUCAGAAUAAAAUUCAAAAUGUCUGGGAAAUGCAAAAACUGCGGUUCAACAGAGAUCGAGACAGAUCCAGCACGUGGAGAUGCUGUCUGUACAGCAUGUGGAGUGGUCCUCGAAGAUCAACGGAUCGUCAGCGAGACAGCCUUCGAGGAAACACCCUCCGGUAACAUGACAAUGAUCGGUCAAUUCGUGGCAAGUGACAGCACAGGUGGUGCAACUGGCUUUGGUGCAGCGUAUCACGUUAACGGUAAAGAAUCCCGUGAUAUAACGAUACAAAAUGCUCGCAAAGGUAUUACACAUUUGUGCCAACAACUGCGAUUGAAUCAACGCCACAUUGAGACGUCUGUCAAUUUCUAUAAAAUGGCAUUGUCAAGGAAUUUAACGCGCGGACGAAAACACGCCCACAAUCAUGCUGCCUGUGUUUACAUCACCUGUAGAACUGAGGAGACACCGCAUUUGUUGAUUGAUAUAAGUGAUAUUCUUCAGAUCGACGUUCAUGAAUUGGGUAGAACAUACCUAAAAUUCACAAAUGCAUUGUGCAUUAAUAUUCCUUCCAUGGAUCCAUGUUUAUUCAUAAUGAAGUAUGCGUUAAAAUUGGAAUUCGGUGAUAAGACGAAUGAGGUGUCCAAUACAGCUCAACGAUUGCUUCAAAGAAUGAUGAGGGACAGCAUACACAGUGGUCGGAGGCCCUCUGGACUCUGCGGUGCUGCCUUACUGAUAGCCUCUCGUUUACAUGAAUUCAAUCGUACACCAAACGACAUAAUUAAAAUCGUCAAAGUUCACGAAUCAACUCUGCGCAAACGAUUGAUCGAAUUUGGUGAUACGCCAUCCAGUGCCCUGACUCUCGAUGAAUUUAUGACUGUUGAUCUUGAAGAGGAGCAGGAUCCCCCAGCCUUCAAAGCAGCGCGAAAGAAGGAUCGAGAACGAUUACAAAAGUUGGAGAAUAUUGAUACUGAGUUCGAUGAUUUACAGAGUGAGAUUGACAGACAGCUUGAGGAGUACAGAACAUCGAAGGGAAAGAGGCGUAGGAAUAAUGACGAAGGAGUUGAAGAGAUCGAUGCGGAGAGAUUUGUGGCUGAGAGUACCAUGGAUGUCAUUAAAAACUGUUUAAACAGUAAUGCUGAGGAUUCAUCGAUUGAUAAUUUUGACAACGAUAGAGGAACAUCGUCGGAGACGAUUGGCCUGGGUCCAGACAUUGCUUCAAUGGGUCUGGGUCUGUCGAUGAAUGAAUCGCAUUUGAAUGACCGAAAUGAGGAUGACUUAUUUGAGACUGAAAAUGGUGAAAUUGAUAUGACUGAUGUGGACGACGAAGAACUCGAUAGUUACAUUAUGACAGAGAAAGAGGCUAGUAUGAAAUCUAAUUUGUGGCAUAAAGUUAAUGCAACGUAUCUCGAGCAACAAAAGGAGAAGGAAGAGAAGAGAUUGAAGGAGAAAGAAGAGGGGAAACCUGAGAAGAAAAAACGAAAAACUGGGACGAAGAAAAAAAGUGGAAUGGGGCCAGCUAAUAGUGCUGGGGAAGCCAUUGAGAAGAUGUUGCAGGAGAAACGAAUUUCGACAAAAAUAAAUUAUGAAGUAUUGAAAAGUUUGAAUAUUGGAGUUUCGUCGAAUCAGGGAACUGUGAAUGAAACUACGGACGAAACUGAUGUAAAUGAUAUUGAUGGAAUUCGAGUGCAGAAAGAAGUGAAGGUGAAAUUGACUACAGUGAAGCAGGGAAUUCGGAGAGGAGGAAAUAAGCAUGAGGAGUCUCUGGAAGACACAUCUCCCGGGAAGAAGGGGAACAUUGACAACGGAAUCAGUGAGAGCAUUAUCGGAGAGGGGGUUGUAGAGAUAGUUGAUGAAGCUGACGACUAUGUUGAGGAUGAGGUUGAGAUUGAUCCCAAUGAAAUAAGCGUAGGGCAGAUGCUGCAGAGACAUACUGACGAGGAGGAACAAUAUGGAUAUGACUAUGAUGAUGAGGAGUAUUAAUCACAUGAAUUCUUUUUUUGCGGUUUUUUUAUACGAGACAAUGAGACAAUAGUGUUUUGUUUGUGUGGAAACCAGUUAAUAAAUUGCAUUUUCCUGAUUACAUGAAUUGAUAUGAAUGAUGUGUACUUACCGUGUCAAAUGGCGGCCUGUCAGUGGCCACCAUGGAGGAGGAAAGACGAAAUAAUAAAUCUUUUGGCACACCGCAACAAGAAGAUUGUACGAAAAAAGGCUUUUUGACAAAAUUGUAAUAUUUUUAAGAAUUUUUUGAACAAACUUUUACGGUGAAUUACUAAUCACUUACGCCGAUCUCCUCAAUUGA